Molecule: messenger RNA, 1950 nt
Organism: Hemiscyllium ocellatum (epaulette shark)
Lineage: Eukaryota; Metazoa; Chordata; Chondrichthyes; Orectolobiformes; Hemiscylliidae
Product: leucine-rich repeat transmembrane neuronal protein 4
Exons: 3
Coding region: 41-1801 (586 amino acids)
Cellular component (GO): plasma membrane
Molecular function (GO): protein binding
Source: RefSeq, a predicted model, not a curated record
GCGGAAACGCAGAAGGAAGCAACAUAGGACCGGGAAAAGGAUGGGUUUCCACCUGCACAGAGGCCGGGGAGGAGCCGCCUUGCUGUGCGCCGCCGCGGUGUGGCUGGGAGCGCUGUCCGGUGCUGAACGCGUGUGCCCCCGGACCUGCAGGUGCGACGGUAAAAUCGUGUACUGCGAGUCUCAGGCCCUGCAGCAGGUCCCGCGCAACAUCUCCGCCGGCUCCCUCGGCCUGUCCCUCCGCUACAACAGCGUCCGCUCGCUGCGCGCCCACCAGUUCUCCGGCCUCCACCAGCUCACCUGGCUCUACCUGGACCACAACUACCUGCACAGCGUGGACGCGGACGCCUUCCGCGGGAUCCGGCGCCUCAAGGAGCUCAUCCUGAGCUCCAACAAGAUCACCCGGCUGCCCAACGCCACCUUCCACCCGGUGCCCAACCUCCGCAACCUGGACCUGUCCUACAACAAGAUGCACGCCCUGCAGCCCCCCCAGUUCAAGGGGCUCCGCAAGCUGCAGAGCCUGCACCUCAGGUCCAACUCGCUCAAGGCCAUCCCGGUCAGGGUCUUCCAGGACUGCCGCAACCUGGAGUUCCUGGACCUGGGCUACAACAGGCUGAGGAGCCUGGCCCGCAAUGUCUUUGCCGGCCUCAUGAAGCUCACCGAGCUCCACCUGGAGCACAACCAGUUCUCCAAGGUCAACCUGGCGCACUUCCCCCGCCUGGCCAGCCUGAGGACCCUCUACCUGCAGUGGAACCGGAUCCGGGUUUUCAGCCAGGGCAUCUCCUGGACGUGGAGCUCCUUGCAAAAGCUGGACCUGUCCGGCAACGAGAUCCAGGCGGUGGCGCCGGGCGUCUUCCAGUGCGUGCCCAACCUGCACAGCCUGCACCUGGACUCCAACAAGCUGACCACCGUCAGCCAGGAGACCCUCAGCUCGUGGGCCUCGCUCACCACCGUCAGCCUGUCGUCCAACAUCUGGGAGUGCAACAGGAACAUCUGCCCGCUGGUCAACUGGCUCAAGGACUUCCGAGGCUACCGGGCUGAUAGCGCCAUGAUCUGCGCGGGGCCCAAGCCGCUGCUGGGCGAGAAUGUCAUGGAGGCGGUCGACCGCCACGCUAUCUGCUCCGGGGCCCCGCCUCCCGCCACCCGCAGUCCGCCCAGCGCCCGGACCACGCUCAAGACGGCAGCCCCGCUGCCGACCAGCGCCGUCACUGUACCGCCGCCCGCGGCCGCCACCACUGGCCCCCCCACCAAUGAAUCGCUGCCGGAAUCGGAUCACGACCUGGAGCCCAUCUCCCUGCACAAGAUAAUCGCGGGCAGCGUGGCCCUCUUCCUCUCAGUCACCAUGAUCCUGCUGGUCAUCUACGUCUCCUGGAAGAGGUACCCAGACAGCAUGAAACAACUGCAGCAGCGUUCGCUCAUGAGGAGGCAUCGGAAGAAGAGGGAAUGUGAGAGGCAGAUUAACUCACCCCUUCAGGAGUAUUACGUGGACUACAAGCCAACUAACUCAGAAACCGUGGACGUACUGGUGAAUGGAACAGCAGCGUGCACAUACAGCAGACCCGUCUCAAGGGAAUGUGAGACUGCACUGCCCAUGAACAUCACAGCCUUUUACAACUACGAUCAGCCACUGGUUGGGUACUGCAAAGCACAUCAGACUCUUCAUAUACACAAGCGGUACGAGACCCCUCGACAGGAGGAACCGGAGUCCAGCAACUUGGAACCAGCUAUGAGUCGGAACGUCAUUAGCACAGUGGCUCGCUCGGCUAUACCGAACAUACAUCUUGAACCACCUCACUCACCAUAGAAAGAGACCUCGUCGGUUGAUUGACUCUUGGGGGUGAAAUGCUCCAGUCUGGAAGAACAAAAAGACAAAGGAGGUUUAAGACAAAUGGUCCUCGCUGAGUUUUAACUAAAAAACAUACAACUCUGAACUAUCUGUGGCCAUUAAAAUAA